This is a messenger RNA of Stylonychia lemnae, 1464 nucleotides long. The record is from the annotation of a GenBank genome assembly. Lineage: Eukaryota; Ciliophora; Spirotrichea; Sporadotrichida; Oxytrichidae.
AUGUUUGGAUAGCAAAAAAAGCACAAUUUCAACCUAAUGAGUCCACUUAAAACAUAAGAUUAGAAUUAGCAGUAAAACAGCUUUAGAGAUUCUCCUUUCUAAGCAAAGCGCUCUGCGGUUGAUCCAGAUUCUGCCAAAAAAUCUCGUACACCAACAAGGACUCAUUCAGGGAUGCCAUCAACAAUGGCUGUCCCAGCAAAUGAACAUCGUGUUCUUCUUCAACAGUUCCAAAAUCUUUCAAAAAAUCAUGAAAAACUUGAAAAGCAACAUCAAUAAACUCAAAAGGAGUUAGUAAAGUUUAGAACUCUUAAUGAUUAAAAUGACAAGGAACUAAGAAUCACCUAGCAAUCACUUAUCAAAGUUAAUGAUGAAAAAAUUAUAUUGGAAAAUGAGGUUAAAAAUCUAAAGGAGUACACAAGAAAGUUAGAGACUAAAUUAAUAAACGAAGUCAAGGGCACUGGAGGAAAUAAUUCCCUUUAAGAAAUUAUAAACUAAUAAAGGGAACAGAUUUCUAAGAUAAAAGGAGAUAAGGAUAAGGCUGAUGCAAUACUUGAAAGUAUGUUUCAAAAAUUACAAAAGCAAAAUCAGGAAAUAUAAACUCUUUCAAUAGCAUUGUUGCACAGUGUCUAAGCUUAAAAUGAGGAGUUGAAACUUAUAAGAGAAUCUAAUAAUAUGGAAUUCAUUCGAUUAGAGUAGGAAAUCCACUAUCUAUCCCAGAAAAACUAAGGUCUUUCACUUGAAAAGGAAGCUGUUCUCAAAGAAAAGAACACUCUCUUAGAUUUUAUUGAGGAAUUAAACAACUAAAAUGAUAAUAGACUACAGAAUUUCUAAGAUGAAAUUAAAAAACUCAGUGAUUAAAAUCUUUAGUAUAAGAUUUAAAUCGAUGAUCUGCUAACUUAGCUUAGAGAUAAAUUAGUUGAAGCUGACAGAGUCAAAUCAGAUAAUGAGAAGUUGCAAUAUUAGACACAUUAAUCAGAGAAGGAGUUUAAGUUGCUCAGAGAAGAAAUAUAAUCACUGAGAACUUAAAUGCUACAGAAACAGCAAAGUGAGAUGAAGGAUAGGGAGAUUACUAAACUAGACGGUGAAAAUAUGAUACUUAAGGAGAGACUAUAGAACUAGAUGAAUGAAAACAGUCAGCUUAGAUCCUAGAUUGAGGGAUUCUUGAAUGAGAUCAGAAAAUUAGAAUCUCAGUUGAAUAAUUUAAAAUAGUAGAGCGAGGGAGAGAAGAAAAAAGAGCAUUACAUGAGAGAAAUACAAGACUUGAAGAUGUAAUUAGACGAGUUCAAAAGGUAAAAUCAUGAAUUGUCUAAUAAAAGUGCUAAUCAUCUACAGAUCCAACGAUAAUUAGAAGAUAGGAAUAACUUGAUAUAGAAAUAAGUUGAGAAUUUGAUAGCUAGUAAAAAGCUACUAUAAAAAACGCUCAGUGAGCAAAUGAAUCUCAAGCAAUAGAAAAUAAACUUUUGA